Molecule: messenger RNA, 736 nt
Organism: Leguminivora glycinivorella
Lineage: Eukaryota; Metazoa; Arthropoda; Insecta; Lepidoptera; Tortricidae
Exons: 4
Coding region: 203-601 (132 amino acids)
Molecular function (GO): protein binding
Source: RefSeq, a predicted model, not a curated record
AGCGUUUCGCAAUAUAGAGAGAGGUACAAAUAAUACCUAAGAACAUAUUUUUUUUAAUAAAUAAACAACAACAAAGGAAAUAACGCGAUAAGAAAAGUAUUUCUUGAAGAACACAAGGAAUUUUAUACAAAGGUUCAAAGGAUACAAUUAAGAAUUUAAUGGAACUUCUGGAAUCGGCUGAAGAUUGAGUAAAUAGUCUACAAUGUGGAUUUUAAUUGCACUACUAUCAACUUUCAUCACCUGCAUAACAGCUCAAAAAGACGCCAAACUCAACCACCAAAUAAUGGCAGAAUACAAUCUCAUCUAUCCCUACGAAUGGCGGCAAGGAGAAUUCAUAGACUUGGAAAAAAUGCUCGACUGCUACUGUCCCAGAGUCUACUGGCCUUGCUGCAGCAGUGAGGGCGUCACCUAUCCGAAUCAUUGCGUACUAAUCUGCGAUAAGAAGUCCUUGAAGAGAUUGGGCCCCUGCAUUAAGUAUAGGAGAGAUAUGGACCAGGUUAUGACUAUUGUUUUACCGAGGGAUUGGAAGAAUACAACAAGGAAGGAUCUGGAGCAUGUGAAGCCUGGUGAUUUUAUUGUUGAACGAGUUGAUAAGUGGUAAGCAUUCUUCAUCGGGACCGCCGGGCAAAACCUCUCGCCGUUCAACUUCUUCUUCAACCCUUGGACGACGGACGUUCAGUCUUUGAACACAAUAAACAUUACUAAACCCAGCUGCAUCGAGUGCCCUCGUGUCUAC